AUGGAUGCGAAUCUGCAUGUGAAUAAAGUGACGGAUGAAGCCGAGUCUCUUCAUGACAGAAGGAGUGAACGCAGUCUUCUCAACGUGUUGACUGAAAGUAUUCGCGGGCUUGAAGCUGUCAGACGUGGCAGAGAUCAUUAUAAUGGAACGGCGGGUGGGAGGAGACGCAUAGGAGGAGAAGCAGGUAGAGGCGGAGGAGAGGAAAUACAGAGAGGCGGUGAAGGAGGGAUGCUCGGCCCUGCAGAAGACGAGGAGGAUGAUGAAGAGGAGAGAGACUGCAAGCAGAGAGUUCUGGGAGUGAUGAGCGAGCUGAGUGCUUUUCAUUCAGACGGAGUGAGAGCAUGGAGACGAGUUCUCAGAGAAUAUGAACACGGGUCUCCACCAGGGGGCAGCAGUCAGCACCCAGCUACAGCAGAUACAGAAUGUGAAGUCAAACCCUGUUCAGACUCCUUCAGUUUUACUUUAUUGAGUGUUGGGGAGGACAUUGAGAACAUUAUGGACAAACUGAGCACUAUUAUAACUAAACUGGAAGAAGAAAGUCUCAAAUUCCAUGUAGACGAAACGUCAACUGUGGAUGCAGCACUUCAAGACAGCAGGGACCCAAACGCACCAGAACAACAUGAAGAUGACAACAAUCCCCAGAACUCCCAUGGUUCCCUUCAAUCUGACUCUGCACAUAAACAGGAUGUUGAAGAUGGAGAUGAUCAAAGCCAUACGAUGCCAUUACUGGACACUGAACAAACACCAGACUCCAGAAGUUCGGACUGCAGCGAUGUAGGGGAGACAGGAAAAGAGUUAGUGGUCCAAAGUGAAGGGGGUGAAAAUCAGGACUGUGUUUCUCCGGAAAGUCACACGGAUAUGUUAGAGGAGACAGAAAAGGACACAAGUAGGUUGAAUGAUACGGGCAAAGACACAAACAACGGAUGGAUCACAAUAGUGCUCGCUGAUCAACAGAAGGACUCAUGCUUCGUCAGAGCACCUAUGGGUGUGGCUGAAGUCCUGAGGUGUGAGGUUGCUGACACCCUGAGCUGCCUGAUGGUGACCGCCUCGGAGGAGCUGGUCAGCAGAGUGAUCAGGGUCAAAGUUCAGGACGGAGCUAUCGUCCACUUCCCCGUGACCGUGGCUUUGCCUUUCUGCGCACGUUACCGUGGCAGCUAUAGGGACGUCGCUGUGAAGAUAGUUGAUGGGGAGAGGAGAGCGAGCUACAUCACUCCUCUGACCACGGAGGGCACGUACGGAGGGCAAAGGGGCUCAUUUGCAGAGGUGAGGGUGUAUUCUCUGGGCCUGUUUGCAGUGGUUUCCUGUCUAAAAAGAGAAAAUUACACAGUACCCACAAAGGGUUUGUCACUCAAGCUCCCCAUGGAUCCCCGAAUCUGUCUGAACUACCUCCCAGGAUCCUUCACUGCUCCAGUAAUGGCACAAACCAUGAUCCAGCCGGUAGACGCCGUGCUUCUGGCUGCCGUCAAGUCCAGCAGCGAUGUUUAUCACUGCGUGGUGUCUACCAGUCCACUGCUCUACCUCACCCACCCGACCUCUCAGCCCCUGAGGAGACCCCUCACCCUCACUCUUCCCUGUCCCCCAAACACUGAGAAGAAGAGGCACACAAGGGGACAAGGGGAAGAGCAAGACCACCCAACUCAGCCUGUCAGUGCUUCUCCACUGUGGGAUCAAUCUGCUUCCAACAGAAGGAGAUUCCUGGGUACAUCUUUGAAGUCUAAGGAGACGUCCAACGAGCUGCUGAUCGUCCUGGGUUCAAAACACAAACAGUGGAGCAUCCUGGAUAAAAUCACAGUCAGAAACCAGCAAAAUGGACUGGUGUCCUUUGAGCUGAUUGAGAUAUUUGACAGACUGCUGGUGGUUCGUCUGCUGUCUCCACUGCAGCACUGCCACCUCACCUCGCUGGCCGAGGAGCUGGAGGAGUCAGUCUGCUGCCACGCGGUCAACAUCGUCCUCCAGCGUAGACAAGAUGAGCCUCACGCCGUCCUGGUGGCUGCCCUGCCCAGCAGAGACCUCAGCUGGGAGCUGUCCAAACUGAGAGCUCGGGGCUACAGUGGUCUACUGGAUACCUCGCUGGAGAUCUCCAUGUGUGAAGGAGACCAGCUUUUCCUGAGGUUCAGUGGCAACAUCACCUCCAUGGGAAGUCAAAACGGCCAACACAAUGUCCCACAUGAACGAAUCACCUUCCACAGUCAGCAGAGGAAUCACCUCCUGGUGCAGCUGACUGAAGUGGACCCGUUUGGGAACUACAGCUCGCCUCACUACAAGGGCACGGCCAUGUUUUAUAAGAUCACCAGGGGUCAGCUGGAGUGGCGGGGGGACAGACCGGUCCUGAUGGACACAAAGCUCCUGGGAGACCCCGUCUGUAAGCUGUCUCUGACUUUACCCAAGAAAGUCAGAACCAUUAAUCGGCCCAUGACAGCAAGGGUGAAGUUAUGUGAAGAGACAGAUUCGCUCUCAGACUCUCUUCUUCUCUGGCUGUCUGGGGAGCUCUCGGAGGAGGACGUAGGCCUUCUGGUGCUCUCCCUGCGUCUGCGUCGAAGCGCCGCUCAGCUGGUGAAGCUCCGGGCCGGGGACAGCCUGUCCACCCAGGCCUUCCACGUCCUGGCCAUGUGGAGGAGGGGUCUGCCCGCGGCCAUGCACCAAACCAAGGCCUCUCAGCUGGCUCACUGCUUGGCCAAGAGCGGCAGGCCAGACCUGGCCAGGGAGCUGCUGCUGCGGCAGGCUGCAGCCACCAGGCAGGGCUUGCUGAAAUAAAGAAGCUUAAAAAUCACACUGCUUUUUUAAUGUUGUUUUUGGUCAGGGCAUGCAUGCCUGCCAAAUGUGUUGGUGGUAGUGUUACGUUUGGGCCACAAGGGGUCAGCAUUGGACUGUGAGAUUCCGUACUCUCUUCUGGACUUGAGGCGAUAGACAUGAAUAACUUAAACGAGUCAUUUCAGAGGACUUAAGACUUAUUAUUAUCCAUUAAAGAAUGAAAAAGCCAAGAUAAAUAUCUGGGGAAAUGAAUUAAAAAGGAAUAGUUUUUUUGCUCUUCUGUUCUGUUCUGUCUCUUAACCCCUUAUAUUUUUCCCCCGGCUGGAAACCAGAGGUGCGGGUAAUAUUUCUAAGCAUUUCCUGUGUUAAUAUUUGGAGCAAAAAUAGCUGCAGAACACCACAGGAGUGAGACAUUCAGACAAUCAAGUGCAAAUAUUAGAAAAUAUAUUUAGUUUAGUCAUUUGCAAUGAACACCUUACCUCAAAUUAUGUGUUAUAAUGCAAUAAAUCUCUGUCUCUAGAUACAAGCAGGGGAAAUUAUCUGCACCCACAACUCGAUUUUGAAUAAAUGAUAAAAUAAAAGUCGUGAUGUGCUUGUUUACUUGCAUGAAGUGAAGAUAUCUGAUACCGAAAACUGAAAAGUACACUUUUCAACAAGACUUUUCUAAAUUUAAAGUCUGAAUAUGUUUAAAGCAUUAAUCUCUGCCAUAGCCUUCACAUUCUCACUUUAUUUUGUGGUUCGUCUCCACAGACAGGUAGGUGAUUUACACGACAAGUCAGCCAUCUCUCCUCUCUGUGUAAACAAACGCUGACACUGAGCGGUGACCUCUUUUCAGCUCCCUGACUCCGAGUCAUCUCGGAGACCUGACAGUGUCUGCCUCUGAUACCUGAUUC
Messenger RNA from Centropristis striata (black sea bass), 3644 nucleotides. It is a transcript of the gene dthd1, whose product is annotated as death domain containing 1. The transcript has 10 exons. Lineage: Eukaryota; Metazoa; Chordata; Actinopteri; Perciformes; Serranidae. The coding region runs from base 1 to 2754 and encodes 917 amino acids. The record is from RefSeq and is a predicted model, not a curated record.